Silurus meridionalis is the source of this 1078-nucleotide messenger RNA. It is a transcript of the gene haus1, whose product is annotated as HAUS augmin-like complex, subunit 1. The record is from RefSeq and is a predicted model, not a curated record. Bases 127 to 963 code for a protein of 278 amino acids. Gene Ontology annotation, cellular component: HAUS complex; cytosol. The transcript has 9 exons. NCBI's taxonomy places the organism in Eukaryota, Metazoa, Chordata, Actinopteri, Siluriformes, Siluridae. Gene Ontology annotation, biological process: centrosome cycle; spindle assembly.
CCAUUAGGUGGCGAUAAAUGAACUUUUAGUUACGUUUAACUUCGAAGAAGAAAUAGUGCCGCUACAUGGCGGGAUCUUUUUUUGUGUUUGUUUACACGGUUAAUGUAACGUGUCAUAAGCAGCAUUAUGUGUGAGAAGAACAAGAGGGUAAGUCGGUGGCUUGAGACGGUGUUCGGGGCGGAGGGAGUGCCGGAGUUUGAAGUGAACACGCGCACAGUCGAGCUGCUGGACCAGCUGGCGGGGAUCAGCGAGCUGAGGUGUAGAGAAGUGUCCUUACUGACAGAAGACUACAGGCACAAAGCAGCAGAGUACAGCAGCGAUGCCACCCAUUUGCACGAAGUGCUACUUAAUGGUGUUGGGCUUCAACCUGGAAGUGUUUCCAAAUCCACUUCGGAUUUUUUGUCUGUGUUAGAAGGUACUGCUGAGGUCCUUAAAGUGAGAAACACAUCAAUGGGAAGCUUUGUCCCAGCAAUUAAUAAAUUGACCAAUGACCUGGCCGAGGCAGAGAAGACUGACAGGAAGUUGGGGCAGGAGCUGGCUGCUGUGAGGAAGAAGAUGGCUGCCACAAUGAUUCUCCGGAAAAAACUUCAAGAGGACUUGAAGACGAUUGUGCAACUCCAGCAGGUUGAGGCUGCGACAGCUGAAGAGAGGUUGCUUAAUAUGGACUUCAUGAAGAACAAAUCCAGAGACCUGACCUACAGAAAUAAGAUUGCACAGGAUAAGCUGGCUUCCAGACAGAUGAAAGACUCACUCACGCAUCAGGCAAUUGUGGAACUUGCUGAAAAAAUCACAGCAUUGAAGCAGGAAAUUGCGCCACUCGUGAAGAAACUGGAGCCUUAUAAUGACCUGAGCCCUAGUCCUGCUCUGGCUCGGGUUGCGAUUGAAGAGGUGAAAAGAGAGCUGGAGGCCCUGGAUGCUGCACUAGAGCAGAAGGUUGAUUUGAUGAACACUUUAUCUAGAUGACUGACUGAAGAAGAAUAAGGAUAUCAGCAGCAGUUUUAAUGCUGCUACUGUUUUUUUUUUUUUAUCUAAGCUAUUGUACUCUGCAUUUGCAAAUAAAAGCACAUUUUCAAUUCUC